Arachis stenosperma is the source of this 1828-nucleotide messenger RNA. Its product is annotated as putative clathrin assembly protein At1g33340. The transcript has a single exon. Gene Ontology annotation, biological process: clathrin coat assembly; vesicle budding from membrane; clathrin-dependent endocytosis. Gene Ontology annotation, cellular component: clathrin-coated pit; clathrin-coated vesicle. Lineage: Eukaryota; Viridiplantae; Streptophyta; Magnoliopsida; Fabales; Fabaceae. Gene Ontology annotation, molecular function: 1-phosphatidylinositol binding; phosphatidylinositol-4,5-bisphosphate binding; SNARE binding. The coding region runs from base 236 to 1405 and encodes 389 amino acids. The record is from RefSeq and is a predicted model, not a curated record.
AUAUAAAAAAUGAAAGAUUUGAUUCUAUGAUUUAUAAUUACACCCCAAUAUUUUAAGGACCUCACUUUUAUUUUUCUCACUCUUCUCCCUACUCACCUUUAUAUGUUUAUACUCUUUCAACUUCUUACCUCUAGUCCUCUACACACACCAAAUUAUUCCAUAUUAGUCUUAGCUUCUUCUAAUCAUAAUUGAAGUUCUUCAUUCUUUUUUGAUUCAACGAGAAGCUAAGAAGAAUAUGGGUGUAGUAGAUAUACAAGGCAAGCUCAAAUUGGCUAUUGGCUCUAUGAAAGAUCAUGCAUCUAUUGGUAAGGCCUUGAUGAACCAUCACCAAUAUAAUGGCUUUACAAGCAUAAAUAUAGCAGUUCUGCGUGCCACCGGUCAUGACAAUGGCACCAUUGAUGACAAAUACAUGCAUGAGAUCCUCUUCCUUGUCUCAAACUCUCCGAAUUCCAUCCCCUUUCUUGCCGAGAGGAUCUCUUGCCGCCUUGCCAAAACCAAGGACAGCCUUGUUGCCCUCAAGACCCUUGUCCUGAUCCACCGCCUCCUCCGAGGCGGAAACAGGUCAUUUGAAAAGGAAUUAUGCAAGGCACAUGUUUCUGGCCAUUUACAAAUCAGUACAAGGCCAUGUUUCACAAAGAAUGGUUAUGAUCGUUCACUUGGAUUCCUACAAAAAUAUGCUUCUUACAUUGAAGAAAGGAUGAGUUGGCUAAUCAACCAAGCGGGGAAGCUUGAACCAGCAAUUGUUUCAAAAGGGUUAGAGUUUAGGAGCUAUGAUGAGAAAUCCAUUGACAUGGUAUUCAGAACAUUGCCAAAAUGCCAAGUUCUCAUUGAUAAGGUUUUGGAAUUCUCAUCAAAUGAUAUGUUGGGGUCAGAUCAUAGCCUUGUUGCUCAAGUUGCCAUGAGCAACACCUUGAGGGAAAGCUUCCAAGUUUAUGUGACAUUCUCUGAGGGGAUCGCAGCACUUGUCAACAUGCUCUUUGAUCUAACACCAUCGGCAAGAGGACUGGCAUGUGAGAUUCUGAAGAAAGCUUCAUUGCAGAGCCAAAGGCUCCAUGAUCUCUAUGCAAGUUGCAAGAAAAUUGUUAGAAACAAAAGUUUGGAUUAUCCGUUUGUCCAAUUAAUCAGCAUGGAUCAUAUAAUUGCAUUGGAUCAAUAUGGUAGUCCAAAAGUUCAACCUUUGGCUUCACAGUCACAUGUCUCUUUAUCAAGAAGAAUGGGAAUCUCAAACCCACCUCAGAUUUCAAACCAAUUCAAAGGAUCAUCACCAGAAAGGGAAAAGAAGGAAGAGAAAAUUGAGAUAAAUUUGUCACCACCUACUACUCAUUUUUCAUGGACACUAGAGACUAAAAUAAGCAAGGUAUGGGUGCUAUUUGAAGAUGAACCUACCAAUGAAUCACAAGUGUAGUGCUGAAUCCAUUUUCACCUAUUGCUGAUACAAGAAUGUUCUCCAAAGUUUGAACCUGAAAUCAACUAUAUAGGUUUGGGUGAGUUUCUUCAAUAGUUUUGGUAAACUAAUAAUGCUGUGAAUCCCUUUCACUGUGGUGUGCCAAAUAUAUUAUUAAUUGGAGAGUAAUUUGGUAAAGAAGAAUGUAAUUUUUUUUAGGGGAAAAAAACAAUGUUGCUGUGGAAAAUAUAGGACACAAAUGUUAUAAAAGUGCACAACAAUAGAAUAGGUUAUUUUCAGUUAUAUAUAAGGUUAUGUUCAUAGUUUUAAUUCAUUAUUGUAUACAAAGCUUUUGGUCAUUCAACAUACAUAGACGGAAAUGUUAUUAUUGAUUGGUAUUUGUUAUUGUUUCAAAAUUUGGUGAAACCAUAUAUAUUGGAUUAU